UUCUUCAAUACUUGACAAGGUAACUACUGUAGUAGCCGCGAUUUAAACUUCUUGUCAAAAAAUUAUUCCCCGUUUGUUCCACCCUAAAUAAAUUAAUAAACGAUUGAAGAAAUUCCCUACCGUUUUGCAGCGGUCGUCGUAUACAUUCGCUGAAAAUUUCGCUUAUAGUUCUCGCCUCCGCGAGUGUGGGUACAACAGACAAUCGCAAUAUAAAGGACUAGAAGACGAUACCGAUAACCGUUUUCGACGAACUACGAUAAAAGAAAAAAAAUCAAAAAAGAGAGAAAUCAAUCAAUAAUAUUCUCACGAUUUACACGAGUAACCGACCUCUUUACAAGGGAGGCGCACGCGCCGGUUGAAUUUGCUGCCUACGGGGGUGCGGUUGUUACCAUGGAUCCCAGUAUACUAGCCACUAUGGAUAAGGACGCAUUGAAGAAACAGAUCGAAAACAUGAAAUAUCAAGCGACAAUGGAGCGAUGGCCGCUCUCCAAGAGUAUCGCAGCGAUGCGCGAAUACGUCGAGGAAACCGAGAAAAAUGAUCCCCUGAUUCACGCACCUGAUAAAAAGAACAAUCCAUGGGCCGAGAAAGGAAAGUGUGUGAUCAUGUAAACGUCGAUGUGAGCCGUUCUGAAUUCCAAAGAAGAAAGAAAAAAAAACAAACAAACAAAACGAAACCACGAGAUCAAAAGAAAAUCAUUAAAACCAAAAAAGAAAAAAAAAAAACGAGAUGAAAAAGGAGAUCAUUGACACGAGAGGAAGGAAAAUAAAAAUUCACACAAAAUCCAUAACUUAUUAUUCUAUAAUACUAUAACGAUGAUAGGAUCAUGAAAAAAAAGGUUGAUACAUGGCACGACUUCGUUCUAUAAAAAAUUAAUGAAAAUAAAGCGUUUGAAUGAUCAUAAACGUCGACAAUUUGUCACACGGAGUGGCGUCGUGUGUCAUCAUCCCACGUAUCAUCAUUAUACCUAUAUGUAAUUUACGUGAUUUACAUUAUAUCUAAACAAUUUCAUAUUAAAAUAAUGAUAAUCAUGUCUUGAAAUAAAUUACUCGAUCGAAUUAAAGAGAAAAACCAAAAAAAAAAAUAAAAAUUAAUAAAAUAAAAAAAAAAAACAACACAUCUCUUUUACCGAGCAUAUUUUUUAUCAAUGUUUUAGGACUUUUAGAAUAUCAUAAAUCAUUAAACGGCUAAUCGCCAGUCUCAAUUAUACAUGUUAUGUACGAAUACCUAACGAUUCUUACCUCAAAUUAUUCAUUCAAUUAUCUCGAAUUGGUGAGCAUGGACGAGAAAAUCGUCACGGAUCCAGAUAUCGUUCGUGCGCCAAAAAUCAAUGUCAAUCUUAUUAAAAAAGUACAGGAAAAGUUCAUUCAGUUCGGAAUCUACGGAUAUACUUUCCAUGAAUCGAAGUGCUUUCGCCCGAUUGAAAUAAAUGCAUCAUGUCUCUAAUAAAAGAAGAAAAAGAAAAUUUGACAAAAAAUAAUUGGAGACCUUAAUUUUAUUGGAAAGAAAAUUAAACCUCGUAGAGAUACUUUUGUAAGUUUGAGAAAAAAAGAAAGAAAGAAAAUCACGUUUUCCAAUGUCGUAUCAACGACCAAUGCCGCCCUCGGCGGUGUUUAUCCAAAUCCAAAAAAAUUAUAAAAACGAAAUUCGUUCAUUACUCAGCGUAAAGAAGACGCCCUAUUCAUUGUACUGUAACUUUCGGUCCAGUUUAACAAAGCGAUUUUUAAGCUCUGAUCGCAGGGGCCCAUCUAGUCAACAGCAACUAUGACUGUGAUAAAUUGCAGAUGCAUAGUAUAAUUAAAUAGAGUUGACAUAAAUUAGUCGGAUAGAGAAGUUGAAAAAGUUAAAAUAAAGUUUCAAAGGGCCAAUAAAACGAAGGUUUAGUUGCGCCACGAUAAAAUUCUUUACGAAUAAAGAUGAAAUAGAUAUAUAUACAUUCAACGUACGUUCCAUUAGCUG
This is a messenger RNA of Athalia rosae (coleseed sawfly), 1957 nucleotides long. RefSeq names its product guanine nucleotide-binding protein subunit gamma-e (gene Ggamma30A). Gene Ontology annotation, biological process: phospholipase C-activating G protein-coupled receptor signaling pathway; sensory perception of taste. Bases 391 to 609 code for a protein of 72 amino acids. Gene Ontology annotation, molecular function: G-protein beta-subunit binding. The record is from RefSeq and is a predicted model, not a curated record. Gene Ontology annotation, cellular component: heterotrimeric G-protein complex. NCBI's taxonomy places the organism in Eukaryota, Metazoa, Arthropoda, Insecta, Hymenoptera, Athaliidae. The transcript is spliced from 3 exons.